AUGUCUGAGGAACAGAGAAAAGCGGUUGCUGCGAUUAUUAUUGCUACAACUUUACUUCCGACAAACUUUUGCAAACCUAAGGUUACGCGUAGAAUUUGGGUGAAGGAGUGGAUGAAAAACCGCAAAUACCUGCGAAUGAGCCCAGACAUAUAUGAGCUUUUACUUGAGAAAGUCAGAAGUAAAUUAACGAAGAAGACAACGCAUUUACGGAAACCUUUGGAGCCGGAGUUGAAGCUGACAAUAACUCUGCGCUUUCUCGCUACUGGGGAGAAUUUUACUAGCUUACAUCAUCACUAUUCUGUUGGUAUUUCAACCAUUGCCACAUUUAUUCCUCAGGUUUGUCAAGCAUUAUAUGAUACACUAAAAGAUGAUUUCCUCAAGUUCCUCGAAAACAAAGACGACUGGCUUGAAAUUGCAUCUGAAUUCGAAACGAUGUGGCAAUUUCCAAAUUGCAUUGGGGCAAUGGAUGGAAAACAUAUUGCUCUGUACCAUCCUAAGCUUAGCGGUUCAACAUACUACAACUACAAAGGUUUUUUCAGUUUAGUUUUACUAGGUAUCAUUGAUGCGCGUUAUCGAUUUAUUUUUGUCGAUAUCGGCUGCCAGGGACGUCUGAGCGAUGGUGGAGUUUUCAGGCGGUGUGAAUUUUUCAGAGGAUUAUCUACAAACAGCAUAGAUUUACCAGAAAGGAGAAAACUGCCAAACAUAUCUGGAAUUGAUGAUUCCUUCCUUAACCCUGAGUGUGACCAGCCACUCUUGCCAUACGUUCUAAAAGGACUUACUGAGUCAAAGCGCAUAUUCAACUAUCGUUUAUCACGUGCAAGAAGAACAAGUGAAAACGCUUUUGGAAUACUUGUAAAUCGGUUUCGCUGCCUCACUGCAAAAUUAAAUGUUUUGCCCGAAUCUGCUGUAAAAGUAACGUUAGCUACUUGUGCGCUACAUAAUAUGCUGUGUACUAUGUCUAUGCAAACGUAUACAAAUGCGGAGGGACCGGAAAUCAAAGAUAAUAUUUUUAACAACCUAUCAAGUCUGUCCCCGAUGGAAGGAACAAAAUCAAGAAACUUUAGGACACGCGCAGAAAAUAUUCGAAAUUCUUUCAGUGAUUAUUUUCAAGGUAUAGGUCAGGUGCAUUGGCAAUGGAAUCAAGUAUACGGACAAUAG
Molecule: messenger RNA, 1158 nt
Organism: Hydractinia symbiolongicarpus
Lineage: Eukaryota; Metazoa; Cnidaria; Hydrozoa; Anthoathecata; Hydractiniidae
Exons: 3
Coding region: 1-1158 (385 amino acids)
Source: RefSeq, a predicted model, not a curated record